Sorex fumeus (smoky shrew) is the source of this 8545-nucleotide messenger RNA. RefSeq names its product valosin containing protein interacting protein 1 (gene VCPIP1). Gene Ontology annotation, biological process: protein K11-linked deubiquitination; protein K48-linked deubiquitination; endoplasmic reticulum membrane fusion. Gene Ontology annotation, molecular function: cysteine-type deubiquitinase activity. The record is from RefSeq and is a predicted model, not a curated record. Bases 248 to 3907 code for a protein of 1219 amino acids. Lineage: Eukaryota; Metazoa; Chordata; Mammalia; Eulipotyphla; Soricidae. The transcript has 3 exons.
GGGAGUGAGUGUGAGUGCGGGGUAGGGUGGUGGCCGUUACGUUCGGGGCAACGGCUACGGCAGUGGAGAAGUAAGAAGAGAAACAACGUCCGGCGCUUCCACCUUUCCUUAGGACGUGGCGGAGCUGGUAGGGAAGGGGAAGUGUUCGCCCGGGGCCUGGACUAGACCGAGUGGACCGGCGGGGGUCUGGGCUAUGAGCCUUUGAGGGUCGCUUGGGACGCGGAGAGAGACCCGAGAGCCGAGCGCGAUGUCUCAGCCGCCGCCUCCGCCUCCGCUGCCGCCGCCGCCGCCGCCUCCUGAGGCUCCUCAGACUCCGCCACCGCUGGCGGCGGCGGCGGCGGCCGCUCCGGGUGGGCUCUCGAAGCGACGAGACCGGAGAAUCCUCUCCGGGAGCUGCCCGGACCCCAAGUGCCAGGCGCGGCUGUUCUUCCCGGCCUCCGGUUCUGUUAGCAUCGAGUGUACCGAGUGCGGACAGCGGCACGAGCAGCAACAGCUGCUGGGGGUGGAGGAGGUGACCGACCCGGACGUCGUACUACACAACCUGCUCCGGAACGCGCUGCUCGGGGUGACGGGCGCACCCAAGAAGAACACGGAACUGGUCAAGGUGAUGGGCCUUUCCAACUACCACUGCAAAUUGUUGUCGCCCAUAUUGGCUCGCUACGGCAUGGACAAACAGACAGGGCGGGCCAAGCUCCUCCGGGACAUGAACCAGGGCGAGCUGUUCGAUUGCGCUCUGCUGGGUGACCGCGCAUUCCUCAUCGAACCCGAGCACGUUAACACGGUGGGCUAUGGCAAGGACCGCUCGGGCAGCCUCCUCUAUUUGCACGACACCCUGGAGGAUAUCAAACGGGCCAACAAAAGCCAAGAAUGCCUGAUCCCAGUGCAUGUGGACGGGGAUGGACAUUGCCUAGUGCAUGCAGUGUCCCGGGCGCUAGUGGGCCGAGAGCUCUUCUGGCAUGCCUUACGAGAGAACCUGAAACAGCACUUCCAGCAGCACCUGGCCCAGUACCAAGCCCUGUUCCACGACUUCAUUGAUGCUGCUGAGUGGGAGGACAUUAUCAAUGAGUGUGACCCUCUUUUUGUACCUCCCGAGGGUGUUCCCUUGGGCCUGAGGAACAUCCACAUAUUUGGCCUUGCCAACGUGUUACAUCGUCCCAUUAUUCUGCUAGAUUCUCUCAGUGGGAUGAGAAGCUCUGGUGAUUAUUCAGCCACUUUUCUGCCUGGACUCGUCCCUGCGGAGAAAUGUACUGGGAAGGAUGGUCAUUUGAACAAACCGAUCUGUAUUGCAUGGAGCAGCUCCGGUAGGAACCACUAUAUCCCCCUGGUAGGCAUCAAAGGGGCUGCUUUGCCCAAACUGCCAAUGAAUUUGCUUCCAAAAGCAUGGGGUGUGCCUCAGGACUUAAUUAAAAAGUAUAUCAAACUUGAGGAGGAUGGCGGUUGUGUUAUUGGAGGAGACAGAAGUUUGCAGGAUAAAUACUUACUUAGGCUUGUUGCUGCUAUGGAAGAAGUCUUUAUGGACAAACAUGGUAUUCAUCCUAGUUUGGUUGCUGAUGUCCAUCAGUAUUUCUACAGGAGGACUGGAGUGAUCGGAGUUCAGCCUGAAGAAGUCACAGCAGCUGCUAAAAAAGCAGUCAUGGAUAAUCGUCUUCAUAAAUGUUUGCUCUGUGGUGCCCUUUCUGAACUUCAUGUUCCUCCAGAGUGGCUGGUUCCAGGAGGGAAACUGUAUAACCUCGCAAAAAGUACCCAUGGACAGCUGAGACCUGACAAAAAUUAUAGCUUUCCCUUGAACAAUUUGGUUUGCUCUUAUGAUUCAGUGAAAGAUGUCCUGAUACCGGACUAUGGAUUGAGUAACCUCACAGCUUGUAAUUGGUGUCAUGGCACAUCAGUGCGAAGGGUGAGAGGAGAUGGGUCUAUUGUGUAUAUGGAUGGGGACAGAACUAAUACUAGGUCCACUGGUGGCAAGUGUGGUUGUGGGUUCAAACAUUUUUGGGAGGGUAAAGAGUAUGACAAUCUACCAGAAGCUUUCCCUAUUACUUUGGAAUGGGGUGGAAGAGUGGUCAGAGAAACAGUUUAUUGGUUCCAGUAUGAAAGUGAUUCUUCUUUGAAUAGUAAUGUUUAUGAUGUUGCAAUGAAACUUGUUACAAAGCACUUUCCAGGUGAAUUUGGGAGUGAAAUCCUUGUUCAGAAAGUUGUUCACACUAUACUGCAUCAGACUGCCAAAAAAAAUCCCGAUGAUUAUACUCCUGUAAAUAUAGAUGGUGCUCAUGCCCAAAGAGUUGGAGAUGGACAAGAGUUAGAGCCUCAGCUCCCAACUAAAAUUAUUCUUACUGGACAGAAAACAAAAACUUUGCACAAGGAGGAGUUAAACAUGAGUAAAACUGAAAGAACUAUUCAACAGAAUAUUACAGAACAGGCUUCUAUAAUGCAGAAACGGAAAACAGAGAAGUUAAAACAAGAACAAAAAGGCCAUCCCAGGACUGUAUCUCCAGGUGCCAUACGUGAUGGUCCAUCUUCUGCACCUGCUACCCCCACCAAAUCUCCCUAUUCACCAACCACUUCGAAGGAGAAGAAGAUCCGAAUUACAACUAAUGAUGGGCGACAGUCCAUGGUUACACUCAAGUCUUCCACAACCUUUUUUGAACUUCAGGAAAGUAUUGCCAGGGAAUUCAACAUUCCUCCAUAUUUACAGUGCAUUCGAUAUGGCUUCCCUCCUAAAGAGUUAAUGCCACCCCAGGCAGGAAUGGAAAAGGAGCCAGUUCCUUUACAGCAUGGUGACAGAAUUACAAUAGAGAUUCUAAAAAGUAAAGCAGAAGGUGGUCAGUCUGCCACUGCACACUCGGCCCACACUGUGAAACAAGAAGAUAUUGCUGUUACUAGUAAACUGGCAUCCAAGGAACUUCAGGAACAAGCUGACAAAGAAAUGUACUCCUUAUGUCUUCUAGCAACAUUAAUGGGAGAAGAUGUAUGGUCUUACGCAAAAGGGCUUCCGCACAUGUUCCAGCAAGGCGGUGUGUUCUACAACAUUAUGAAGAAAACCAUGGGUAUGGUUGAUGGCAAGCACUGUACUUUUCCACAUCUACCUGGCAAAACAUUUGUCUAUAAUGCAUCUGAAGAUAGACUGGAGUUGUGUGUGGAUGCUGCAGGACAUUUUCCCAUCGGUCCUGAUGUUGAAGAUUUAGUGAAGGAGGCUUUAAGUCAGGUUCGAGCAGAGGCUACUACAAGAAGUAGGGAGUCAAGUCCCUCACAUGGGCUGUUGAAACUAGGGAGUGGUGGAGUAGUGAAAAAGAAAUCUGAGCAAUUUCAUAAUGUAACUGCCUUUCAGGGAAAGGGGCAUUCUCUAGGAACUGCAUCCAGUAGCCCCCACCUUGAUCCAAGAGCUAGGGAAACUACAGUUGUGAGAAAGCAUAACACAGGGACUGACUUUAGUAGUUCUAUUAAAACAGAGCCUCCUGCAUACACCUCUGCUCCUAGUAACAGUGAGCUUAUUCGAAUAGCUCCUGGAGUAGUUACAAUGAGAGACAGUAGGCAGCUUGAUCCUGAUCUAAUUGAGGCCCAGCGAAAAAAGUUGCAGGAAAUGGUUUCUUCUAUUCAGGCUUCAAUGGACAAGCACAUGCGGGAUCAAAGUACAGAACAGGCACCAUCUGAUCUUCCUCAAAGGAAAGUAGAUGUCAGCUCUUCUGUGAAGUCUGGAAGUCUUCAGCCUGGUUUGCCUGAAUCUUUCUCUUUAACUGGUGGCACUGAAAAUUUGAAUACAGAAACAACUGAUAGCUGUGUGGCAGCAGCACUAGGAUCAGCAUUCGCCACAAGAUCAAAAGCACAAAAGGGAAAUUCUGUGGAGGAACCCGAAGAGAUGGAUAGUCAAGACGCUGAGAUGACAAACACAACUGAGCCAAUGGAUCACUCUUGAUUAAAUUUGAGGCUAAUAAAGGCAGAGUGUUUAUUGUGAAUAUGUAAUAUUUGUUGGCUGGGCCACAUACUUGAUUAGUCAUUAAAAAUCUUGUACCGUAUAUAAUUCAAAGAUUAUAUCUUGUUAUUCAGUGCAUGAUAGCAAGUGUGUGAUUGGCAAUAGCUUUUUUAAUAUACUGCUGCCCGGGCUGGCUCUGAAGUCUUACCAAUUAGUUACUAGGUUUGCUAAAGUGAAAUUUCUUCCAUAUAUAUAUAGUUCAUUGGAAGUUCUUUGUAAUUUUAGUUCUCUGAAAGUCUUAAUGUUUCAAAUAUGAAAAUUUUCUUGCUAAAUAUGUUUGAUUUAUUGAAAAGGCUAGAGCUGGGGGAGAAACGAGAUUUUUGCUAAUGUUGAUGUCAUCAAUGUAACCAUCCCACAUAUUUACUAAAAUGUUAAAUGAUUUUUCAACUUGAAGGUUAUCGGAACUAAAUUGGACCUAAAUUUUUUUUAAAAUGAGUUAUCAGACACUAGGAUCCUUACUUUUUCAUGAUAGUAGACACAUGUAUAGAAAUAUGUUUUCUUGGUGAAAAAGCUUGAGAACAGAGUGCAAUGAUAAAAUACUUUGUUGAUUUGAGCAAGAUUAGAGGAAAUAUAUCUACUACAGUGAUAACGUCAAUGUGAUUUAGUUAUGUUGCUCUCUACGCCAACAAAGCCAGUUGUGUGCUCUGUUGUUGAUAUAUGUUACCAUUAUUUUUUUUAAUCCUGGUCUGGUCUUGAACCAAGGAAUUAUUUUCUUUAAUCUUGCAGAAAAAUUGCAAAAUGUGAUAGAAAAUUAAAAGAUAAUGGUAGCAAUAGUUAAUCUCUAAUUUCCAAAGCUUGUCAGAUUCAGAAAGAAUUUAUAUAUAAAAAUUUAUCUUUUUUGAAUAAGUUACAUUGUUCUAUAACUUGAUCAGUGGUAUUUAAGCUUGUAUAUGCUAAGUGUCUUUGGGCCCCUUUGAACCAAAACUGUUUCCUUUUUCUCCUUAUUCCAUAAGAUUUUCCUUAAUUGUUGGGAUCACUUGAAUUUUGAUGCAAAUUUUACUGCACAUACCCUGAUCAGCUGGGCAUUUGCUUAAAUAGUGUAUUCAUCCCAUUUUUAAUGCCAGUUUACUCAAGAAGCAGCUUUUGUUCUUUUUCCUUAAAGAUGAAGAAUAUUUAUCCUGAGAUUGGUAUUGCACUAUUUUAUCGUAUUCUGAAAAUUUGUAAUUUCAAAUGUACAGUUCAGUCCACCUUUUCCCUCUGUUCACUAAAAUUAAGUUGAAUUUGAAUGGAUGAAAGAUAAAAUGUAUGUUAAUACAAUCUCUUAUGUAUAGCACUCAAAGCCUGGCUGUCUCUGAUUGCACAUGUAAUAGUUGCAGAACCUGUAGCAGAUGCAGAACUGUAUUUGCAUUCUACGAAAAUGUACAUCAGAAAGUAUGUUUUUAUUAGGUGUUUAUAAAUUGCAACCUGUUGAUUCAGAAGGAGUAUGAAAAGUACUGUUACACUUGUAUUUCUAAGGAAGGGCGAUUUCUAUUUUCUUUCUAUGAAAAUAUCUGUAACUGUAACAUUUAUUAAAAUAACUAGUACAUUUUGAAUAAGGAAAGACUAGAGAAUCUAGACACUUUGCAAGUGAUAUUGAGCAAGAUAUGUAGUUGGGUUAGUUUUAUCACAUCACAUUUUAAGCCAUAUUUUAUCUCCAUUCUUCUAAAUUUACUUUCAGGUAUCUUUAUAUUAAAAAAAUAGGAAAUUUUAGAACUUCUAUAUUGUACCUUAGAACUGCAGCUGCCAAAUAAUACUUCCCAUUUAAAUUAGCAUAGGUAGUUUCUGUGUGUUAACUAAAAAUUAAAAAUAUCACUAACCACUAAAUUAUUCUUGGCUUUUUCAGCCACUUUUAUUUUUUUAAGCUUAAAUGAAGGAGAACUUUCAUAAAUGAAUGCAAUGCUUUGCUUCCAGAUAAAUGAUAUGAUCACCUUUUUUAAACAAAUAUUUUCUUCACCUGUGGCUUGGUAUGUUUGGUUAAUAAUUGAUAAAUAUACGCACCGCAUAAAACAAAAAUAUCAGAAACAAGUUAUUUUCCUAUGAUGUUAAGUAUUUGCAUUUAGUCAAAUUAUAAUGCACCUAGAACAUUUAAACGAUGGACUUAAACUUUGACAGUAUAACUUCUCUUGCCACAGCAAUGCCUCUAAGAAGCCAGUUAGAUAUAAAUUUUACAAUAGCAGUUUGGGUUCUCCUUUGAUGAGGAAUUAAAGGAUUGACUCUGGGAAAUAGUUUUAAAUUAAAAUUAUUUAAGAUCAGCUGAAAUUUGGCUAGGGUAACUAGUGGUUUAUGAGAAGUGGACCAGGUAAUAUCUUCAGAAAGAAGCUUUAGAAUAAAAUUUAAGUUGUUAAAUACUGUUCUCUGUCCUUCCACUUAUCAGAAUCAAAUACCUGACUAUAGGAUAAUUAUUUUUGGUACUAUCACUUGUGGUUAUAACAACUUUGAAUCCAAACUAGUUAUCAGUUAAAAUUUUUUUUUAGUCUUAGCAAUAACAUAAUUCAGUUUUAUUAUUCAGUUAUAUUUACAGUACUUGAAAAUUGAAUAAAAAUUAUAAACUUUUUUUACUAAUCUAUUUUAAAAUUAAUCUUACCAAGUUUGAGUUGAUGACCCAACACUGGGUAGACUUAAGAUGGUGUAUAUCUGUAAUACAAGCAAAGUAAAACUGGUUGGAAUUGUUGAAAAUAAGACACUGCCAAAUACUAUGAACCAAAAUAUAACUAAUUUGAAGGGACUGGUUAUUCAGGACCUAGUUAAAGAGUACACCUAGGGGUCAGAGAGAUAGUACAGAGGGUAAGGUGCUUGCCUUGCAUGUAGCCAACCUAGGUUUAAUUCCCCAGCACUGUAUAUUGUCUCCUAGCCCCAUCAACAGUGAUGCCUGAGCACUGCCAGGUGUGACCCAAAAACCAAAAAAAAGUAAAACAAAAAAAAAAAAUAAGAGCAAGCCUAAAAUCAUUCCUUCUGCCCCUUUUGUACGUUUUCAUUUUGUUUCAGGUCUUUUAUUUGGAAAUGAGAUACUCAGCAAAUGCUUUUGACUGUGAAACUGCAUUAUUUUUUUCUAGUGAUAAUAGUGGUAUUUCAUUUGGUUUUUACAAUCAAGCCUAUUGCUUGCAUUUAAGAUAUCAAUCUAAAAUGCAUUUUGUUAUUGCUAGCCACAAGUCCAUAUUGCCAUAUUUAAAUAACUUCAUUGAAAAUAAGUCAGUUUUUACAUAUGGUCUCUUACCUCAGGGAAGAUCAUUUGCUAGUAACUCAUAUAUUUAAUGACAGGUUUUUGAAAUUGUACUAACAUCACAUGUUAGUAAAUACAAAAUUUAUAACAGUAUUAUUUUAUUUUAUGUAGUUACCUUCUAAUACCGGCUGCUAGUGAAUAUUUCACUUAAAUUUAGACCUCACUAACAACUAACCUCUAGGUAUAAAACUUGACUUUUGUCAUAGAUAGAAUUGACCAAUAUAAGAGACAAUGUUACAAAAUGUUUCAGAAUAUCAAUAUAAUUUUUGUCUUCAUUUUUCAACAGUCAUUUUAAUUGACAAAAUACUGAGAGCAGAUUUUGAGAGUUUCAUGGUUCUCGCAGUAAGUUUUCAUGUUAGGAUGUUCAUAAAAACCUUUGCAAAGUUGGAUUAAACUUCACUCAUUUAUUAUAAAUUUUAGAUGAUCUUUUAUAACAGUGCAAUAUAUACUCUAAGUUGGGUAGACAUAACACAUUUCAAGUUACAUAAUUUGACAGAACUACAGCCAAAAGUUUCUUCACAAUCUAUACAAUAAAUUUUAAAACCAGAACUGUUCACUUGAAAACAUACCAUAGUAGAAUGUUUACCUAAGAAAUAACAGGGAAGCUAUAGCACCAAUGUUAAGACUUAGAGUUAAUUGUAAGUUCUGCCAUUCUUAAUUCUUUGAGAUGCUAAGUGUUUCAAUAUUAAAUGAUACUAAAAUCGUGAAAAUUUUAAUGUGUUCCAAAAUAGAAAUUGUAAAAAUUGUGAAUUAUUGGAGAAAAUGCCAUUGUAUAUCUGACAUUUUUAAAAAUUAUGGAGUCUACAUGCUUUUGUAGUAUAAUAUUAUUACAAUGAUUAUUCUCUUGUACAAGAAAAGGAAAAUAGUAAAAAAAAAGUUCUAGUUGAUGCUAUCUGCUUGUGAGUAUCAAUUUCUUAGUAUUUUAAACUUUAAGAUACUGCAUUUUUAUUUAGAAUGCACAAGUCCCUGAGCCUUUAAGCCUGUGGUGGAGCAAUAAGAGACUGAAAAGUUUACUGAUAUUUUCAGGUUUAUUUGAUUUUAAGAAUUAGACCAAGAACUGGCAGUCUACUUUUUUGGAGGGAAAUGCUACUUAGAAUAUAUUAAAGAAAAAAGUAAUAGUGUAAAUAUUUAGAAAAAAUUUAAGUAGCAAGUGCUUGAACUGCUCAAUAAAAUAUAGUAUGGAUGUUACGUCAUUCCUAAGGCACUGGCUGGUACCCUUUAUUUUCUGAUUUUGUGAUUACUGUAUAUAUUUUUGAGUAAUAAUUGGUAAUAGUGUAUUAUAACAGUAUAUAGUGUUUCACAGCACACCUUACUGUACAGUAUUUGAAAUUUUUUUAUAUCAAAAAUAAAACUAAGUUAAUGCAUAUUGAUUUUCCCCUCAA